CUCGAGCUCACAGUCAGCUGCCGCUAAAACUGAAAUCAUGAAAUCACGCUGAUUUAAAUCCCCGCGGAUACAAUCACUCUCCUCACAAUCAUGAAGAAAGGAUCGCUCAAUUUCCUGGGUCGGAAGAAUCAGUCUCUAUUCGGCACCAAUGUGGAGUUCAAGGACAUGGAUCAAGUGGAGCUGGUGUUGGACUCAGCUGCCAUCCCCGAGUCUGGAACCGCUAAAGUGCGCUCACGUCCUACUGUCAAACACUUCACGUCGUCUGAGAGUGUGCAAGGCUUUGCAGUUCCAACACCCAAGGUACCAGUUCUUCCGCCAUUUAACGAGCCCAAGAUAAAUGGUACAGGAAGUACUACAAACCUCCCAAAUGGAAGGAUGCUUUCCGUCCCUGACCUCCUCCAGGGGGAAAUAUUUAUACCGCCUCCACCUGGCUCCGCCCCUCCACCCCCUCCUUCUUUUUCAGCCCCGCCACCUCCAUCAUUCAUCCCUCCCUCACCACAGUUCUCUGGCAAAAUGGACCCUUCUAUAGACCGUGCAAGCCUGCAUCCCCCUCCAAUGGCACCCCCAAAACCGCCAUCACUAACCAGUUCCGAUUACAGUGCAGAUUUAGACUUGGCCUCCCUCAAACCUCCUCCAAUGCCUCCUCCAAAACCUCCAUCGGAAACAACCAGCUUCAGGGGUUCUCUCUCUAGUCUUGAUGUUCAAGAUAUCCCAGAUUGCCCCAAGUUCACCCCACCUCCACCCCCGGUGAAAGCAUCACCUGUUCUUUCAAAAGCUCAGAAAACAGCACCUCCAAAACCCAUCCGAAUGUCCUCCAUACCAAAUCUGGACAUCGUGUCCCAAGCUCCUGUGCCAUCUGUUGCUUCAAACACAACACCAUCUAGCUUCAACCCCCAGAACACAGCCAAACUCUACAGCGUGCAGAAGAGCACACUACUUGGCGGGCAGACAGAAAGGGAAAAAAAGGCCCAGUCCAUCCUGCUGCUGGAAGAUUCUGCUGGAAACACGGUUGGUGUAGUCAAUGGGAAUAGUGGGAAAAAUCCUGGAUCGUUCCAAUCUGAGGUGCCACCAACCAAACCAGCCCGCAGGAACAGCUCCGCCUCUCAUCUACAGGAUGACGAGCCAGACAUGGCACAAGCACCAAGUGAACCAGCCAAGGUAGAGCCCAAAAUAAAUCCUGAGCCUGUACUGACACAGAACAUCCCCACUGAGGUACCAGCACCAAUCAAAGUCUCGCCCAAAAUAGAGAAAAGGAUACCUGAUGUUAGGCAGGUGGUGACACCAGUUGCAUCCCCUGGCAGGCCUCGCAAGUACAGCCCUAUCUUGAACCACCGACAUCUCAACACACGGGGCGCAGAUGGUUCAGUAAAGAAAGAGACCUCAACUUCACCUUUGGCUUUGCUGAUGGCUGCAAAGGAAAGAGAUAAGCAGAGAACUGCUCUGUCCCAACAGAACAGUAACUCAACAGAGCCAGUCAGUUCUGUGAUCCAACCUAGUGAAGAAAAACCAAACUCCUUCACCGUCAUUCCUCGAAACUCAACACCAGACAGUCCCAAUGCACAAUUAAAGUCCACCACAAACACGCAACCACUCACCUCGCUAUCAACCAAAGUCGACGUUCCAGAUAUAUCCCACUCAAAGCCAGAGCUAAGCUCAACCCCUCUACGAAGCCCAAUGAAUAGCUCGGUUAGUGGACUGGGUGUCCCUGUUAGAGGUGUGGAAAUUGGAGAAUUCAUUCCACCGCCUCCUGAAUUUGCCAACUCGGACUCUGAGGAGGAACCUCCAGUUCCCCCACCAAGUCACCCCGCUCCUGCUCCGCCUGUGAAAAGUGCCCCUCCAUCUGCUAAAACCUUCUUACCUUCUACACCUGCUACAUUCAUCAACUGCCCCCCUCCAAGUCACCCGGCUCCUGCUACCCCUGUAAAACCUGCCCCUAAACCUUCUAAACCCUUAUCUACUCCCAUCAUAAAUGGUCCCACGCCAAGCCAUACUUCUUUUGCUUUUCCACCUGCCAAACCCUCCCUACCUCCGACCCCACCUCCUGUCACCAAUGGGCCCCUCACUUCACCCAAGCCUAAACCACCCAGCUCUCCUCCCAAGGCCCCAGGACCUCCCCCAAAUAUCCAGCCCCAAUCCAAACCACCUUUUCAAAUGAAACCCACUCAACCCCCUGCACAAGUGCCUCCAUCUGUCUCCGCUAGCCAAGCGACACUUCUCAGUAUCCUGCAAAAGAAGAUGCUAGAGAUGGACCCCAAGUUCUCGGCUGUCAAAGAGGUGGAGAACUAUGGAGAUGACUGGAACUCUCCACUGUCUGAUGAUGAGGCCACGUCGCCCCCUGCCACAUACAAUCCUAUGACAAACCGCAGUGCCACCCUGCCGACGCAAACUCGUGGAGUGGACAUGAAGGAGCUGGAAAGCAAAGCAGCCAAAAAAGCUCAAAAUUUGGCCACUUCAGCUAAAUCCCAGAACAGUAACGGACAAUCAACCAAACAGCAGUUUGGAACGUCAUUCACUGUAAGACCAGGAACCAAACAACCAAUAACACCCGUUAUCAAAGACGGUUCGUCCUGAUCCAGAGAACAUUCCUGAAAGGAAUUAUUCCAGAGACGUGCCUUACCUGUACAUAUGCACCUACCUGACAGACAUUUAAUGUUUUGCACCCGGUCUGGAGCUUUAUUACUGCUGUUGCUGAAGUAUUACUCUAUUAACUUUCACCCUGGAUGUUUCUUCAGCUGUCAGUAUAUUCAGGUUUUGCCGAACUCUUAUGACCACAGCUUCAUCACAGACUUUCUAGAGCUGCUAAGAUUGAUCAAUGGAGCAACUGUGCCUGUAUAUGUUUCAUAAUCUACACGGAAACUCAUUUUAAUGUCAAACCUUUUCAUUUAAUUCAGUUGUUUAAUCCAGUUUCUAAUCAGUUGUUUAAUCAGGUUAGAAAUUAAUAACACCAGUUCUUAAUUGUAACUUCUGCAUACUAUUUUUGAAUGUUUUUAAUCAUUAAUGUACAAUAUUAAUCUAUAGCUCUCGAUAUGAGGGCUUCUUUCAGUGGUGCUGGAUUUUUUCCAGGUCAAAACAUGAUGUAUUUUUAUGAACUUAAAAAAAGUAUACAAUAAGCCUUCAAAUUUGAUCAAAACGCUGUUAUAAAUGGUUGCAAAGCCUUGAACACAUUACUGGUGGUUCUUAUUUAGGAAGAAAAAUGCUUUUGCUGCUUUGCAUAGUUAUUAUUUUAAUCUUAAGAAAGAUUCAAAGAAGAAAUAAUGCAAACUUUGUUUUUGCAUGAAUGUACUGGUUAAAAGUGCCUCUGAAGAAAUAAGCUAGCAUCUGCUACAAACACGUUUUUAUGGAAAUCUCACACAUCUCCACAGGUUUAAUUGUGUGAUAUACGUCAGAGACAAAUGCAAUAGGUCAAUAAUUGUGCUUUAAUAAUCUGUAAAUGUAUUUGUAGGACAAUUGUUGUUUUGGAUAUUUAACCCUUUGUUACCCCUAAAGAAAGAAUAUAACCACAAUACAGUGUAAUAAAAAUAUGCGAGAGCAUAAAUAUACAGAUGACAGAAACUUUAUUAAACAGUGAAACUUGUGAAA
Cyprinus carpio (common carp) is the source of this 3579-nucleotide messenger RNA. RefSeq lists its product as uncharacterized. NCBI's taxonomy places the organism in Eukaryota, Metazoa, Chordata, Actinopteri, Cypriniformes, Cyprinidae. The record is from RefSeq and is a predicted model, not a curated record.